Cyprinus carpio (common carp) is the source of this 4269-nucleotide messenger RNA. RefSeq names its product enhancer of polycomb 1a (gene epc1a). Gene Ontology annotation, biological process: regulation of transcription by RNA polymerase II. The record is from RefSeq and is a predicted model, not a curated record. Gene Ontology annotation, cellular component: piccolo histone acetyltransferase complex. Lineage: Eukaryota; Metazoa; Chordata; Actinopteri; Cypriniformes; Cyprinidae.
GCUGGAAUGGCCGAGGAGCGCGUUCGCGUGAGCGUGUGCGGGAGGAGGGAAGAACGCAGUCGGCUGUGAGGAGUUUUUAAUGUCCGCCAUGUUGAGAAUGGCGCACUGAGGCAGCGACAGAAAACACACACACCCGCCUCCGCUUCUCCUCGCUGGAGCUGCUCUAUUCCAUUAUUUUUUCUCAUUCUCCAACUCCAUCCACCCUCCUCCAUGAGAUCUGUGACGGUUUUAUGGGUGAUUGUGAGGGGAUCGGAUAGAUUUAUAGAGUAAAAUGAGUAAACUGUCGUUCAGGGCGCGGGCGCUGGACGCUCUCAAGCCGCUGCCCGUGUUCCGCUGCGAGGAUCUGCCGGACCUGCACGAGUACGCGUCCAUCAACCGCACCGUGCCGCAGAUGCCCACCGGCAUGGAGAAGGACGAGGAAUCGGAACACCAUCUCCAGAGGGCGAUUUCCGCCCAGCAUGUGUAUGGAGAGAAGAGGGAUAACAUGGUGAUUCCCGUCCCAGAGGCCAAGAGCAACAUCACCUACUAUGACUCGCUCUACCCCGGAGACUUCAAGAUGCCAAAGCAGCUCAUUCACAUACAGCCUUUCAGUCUGGAUACGGAGCAGCCAGACUACGAUCUGGACUCGGAGGAUGAGGCUUUUGUGAAUAAACUGAAAAAGAAGCUGGAGGUGGAGGCCCUGCAGUUCGAGGAGAUGAUUGACAGAUUGGAGAAAGGCAGCGGACAGCAGCUGGUGACCCUACAGGAAGCGAAGCUUUUACUGAAGGAGGACGAUGAUCUGAUCAGGGAGGUGUUUGAGUACUGGAGCAGGAAGAGGAAACUGUGUAAAAAUGGAUCCCUCAUCCCAACCAUCAAGCAGGAAAAGCGGGAUGGUUCCAGUACAAAUGACCCCUAUGUGGCCUUCAGGCGCAGGACUGAGAAGAUGCAGACGAGAAAGAACCGUAAGAAUGACGAGGCGUCCUAUGAGAAGAUGCUCAAACUAAGAAGGGACCUGAGUCGAGCCGUCACUAUUCUGGAGAUGAUCAAGAAACGAGAAAAAAGCAAACGAGAGCUGCUUCAUCUCACACUGGAAGUUGUGGAGAAGAGGAACGCCAUUCCGGACUUUGGUUCAGAGGUGAUGGCAGAAGCACUUGCUAUGGCAAAACCUGUUUACAAGAUUCCCAUAAUACCCUUCUCCAGCAGCAGUCAGUACCGCCACCAGGACCACAUAGACUUCAAAGACUACAAGAGCAGGCCUGAAAAGACAGAAGUGGUCAGAACAAAGAGGAAGUACGAGAAGAAACCCAAAAUCACACCACUCUCCACCCCAUUGCAUACUGGCCCCUCCCUGUUUAACCCCAAAGACCUCAACCAGUAUGACUUCCCCAGCUCUGAUGACGAGCCCUUUUCACAGAUACAUUCUGGGUCAUCCGAGGCCGAGGAAGAGAACGAGCCUGAUGGAGUGUAUGCCUUCAGGCGGAAAGCAGGAUGUGUUUAUCACGCUCCCCGUUUGGAUCAGAGCGGCGACUGGCCCUGGUCUGGAGAAACAGAAGGAGGGUCAUGUGACCCACGGUUUCGGUACUCCCUCACCACUCUCACCAUUCCCCGCCACUGUGUCGGUUUGGCACGGCGUCGGGUGGGACGGGGCGGCAGGUUUCUUCUGGACCGGGCCUAUUCGGAUUUAAAUGGAUUAUUCCAAAGUCUGGACUCUGAUUCAGAGCCGGACUUCUCCUUCCCUGCUUCCCCUCUCCAACCGGAAACCACUUCCCAGACCGUUACCUCAUCCUCUUCAUCACAGUCCUCAUCCUCUUCUUCCGCUCACACCACGUGUUCAGACCUGAGGCAGAUCCUCCGAAACAUCAAAGCGUGCCGCUGGAGGCACUUUAAACCACGGACACUAACCAGCCAAUCAGGCGCAGGGGAUGCGCUGUCACGGAGACCGUUUAGGGGGUUGGUGAGGGGCGGCGCGGGGCCGGGUGGCAGUACACUGGGCAGAACAGCAGGCAUGGGACCACCAGCAGUAGCGUUCACGGCUGAGCAGUAUCAGCAGCAUCAAGAACAGCUGGCCCUCAUGCAGAAACAGCAGCUGGAGCAGAUACAACAACAGGCCAGUGACACCGGCUCAAGUCAGUCUCUUGUGUCCAAGACGCUGGACUCAGUCAGUGCCCAGUUUGCCGCCUCUGCACUCAUGACCUCUGACCAGCUUUUGACCCUAAAGGUCAAAGAAGACGGCGCAGGAGGUGGAGUCAACGGGGUCGUCCAAGCUUCAGGAGUUUACAAGGGAUUGAGCAUCUCUGCCACAUCCUCUGCUUCGGUCCUCACUAGCCAACCAACAUUGACCGCUGCCCCGCCCACCUUCCUGUCCUCCACUAGCAACUCUAACACAAGCUCCGCCCACACUGUCCACAACCCUGUAGGUAAUCAUGGUAACAACACAGGCAACUCCACCUCUCAGGUCCUGAUCGGUAACAACCUACGACUCAGUGUCACCACGCCCUCUAUCACCAGUCUCAAUGCCCGUCAUCUUCCCAGAAGUCUCAGCAACGUGCCACCUGCUGCCUUGAAGCUCGCCGCCAGCAACUGUCAGCUCCCCAAAGUCAACACUGGGGAGAAUCACGAGCAGGAAAAGCAGUCCCUCAACAGUAUAGCAGAGAACACAGUGGCCAUGGAGGUGACGUAGUGACCCCUGCCUGGGCGUCGUUCUUUUUUUCCGCCCAGUCCAGUCUUCUGGUGCUGUGCACCAAUUGGGUUCGGGGAAGCAAAAGGACAGCGGGUUUCCACAGCGACUGUCUGAACGUGACAGAAAAUUUCAUCUCUUGUUUAUCUUUAUUUUUGCCCCUUUUGUCAUUUUUUUUUUUAAAUAUACUUUGUUUCUGUUAAGAAAAGUGAUGUGUAAAUUAUGAAUAUGGCUAAUAUUUGAUGUACAGAAACUACAUAUUUGUAAAAUCCCACCACCUUCAUCACCCUUGUAUAUACGCUACUUGAAUACAGAACUGUUGAGUUGAUGUUUUGCACUUGGGGAAUCAAAAAGAGUAAAAAGCGAACGAGGGGGAGUGUGUGAGGUAAACGCUGAGUGUGUGAAUAGUCAUGUGCAUGGUGAGGAAACCUGCUGUUCUACCUAUUUAUUGUGAUGUGUUUACAAUUAUUUGUUUUUUUUAUGUUUAUUUUUCUUUUAUUUCGUACACUGUGUCCCUCAGUUGUUUCCUGUGGUGUUGUAAGUGUUAAGGUAGCUGCCGAUUCCUAAAUUUCCCCCUCUGUUUUCAAGUUCGAACGGAUUGAACAUUGAUGGUAUCAUGCAAUUUUUUUUUUCUCCAGGUUAAUUUUUUAUUUUAUUGAUUUUCCCCUCUUCUUCUGGAAGGAAUGGGACGUGUCAGGGUUCGAUGCCCUUUAGGUUCAGGGGUUAAUGGGAGGGCAAAUUUAGGGGGUUGGUUAUAGAAAUCUUCCAUUUUUAUCAUCCCCCCCCCAAAAAAAAAUAAGACAAACAAGGGAUGAAGUCUUCACUUUGGGAGCUUCCAAUGCUUCCGGUCAACUAAGCACUAUUGUUUAAUUUUUUUUUUUUUUUUUUUUUUUUUUUUUUUUUUUUUUUUUUUUUUUUUUUUAGUUAAUAUAUUGCUGCUUUUUAUAUAAAAUUUUCUUUUUCAUAUGAUGGAAACUGUUUGGUUUGUCCCCAUUUUUAUAUUAUAGUUAUUUUUCUAUCUUGUUUUGCAUUUCUAUCGUUCUGUUGUUUGAAUUUUUUUUUUUUUUCAGUUCUUGUGGUGAAGCGUAUUUUGCGCUUCGUUAACGGAAGACUUCAUUCUUUGUUGGUAAAUGUCACGCGAAACAGCCGAUAAACGCCCAUCCAAGUCGUCAUUCCGGUUUAAUGACAUCAUUCAAUACCAAGAAGCAGAAAACAAGUGGAUGCCAAACGAACGUAAUCUCCUUGGCCUUCUUCUCUAAACGCAUUAAUCCAGCAGACUCUGGACUACUUCAAGGCCUGAAAAAAAAAAACACAAGUUAAAGGUUGUGCCUUCCUUUGGGAAUGUCCUGCUCAGUCUCUUCUGUGAAGAGGAUGCUCCGGCUCAAGACCGCGGUCCUGCGGUACACACUUGUCCGGAGCUCGGAUCUCUGAUGCCCAGUCCACUGGCUGAACUGAAUCAUCCUCCUCCAGGGGUUUUCUAGUCUGAUUUGGAUGGAGGCAAAAAAAAUAUGGAAAAUAUAAUAAAGAAAAAAUAUUGAAUAAGGGAAAAAAAAAAAGAUAUGUGACAAUUCAAACAUGAAUCAGACAAUAAAGCCCAGGUUAUUAUAUGUGAA